ACGCAAUAGCGGGGCGCCCCAAAGUAGCUCCAUAGCAAAAUUCAGCACAGCGGGGCAACACCGAGCGACAUUUAGUGCGCUAAGAUUUUUUGGGGGAGACCGUGGACAACACCCCCCAAAUGUAUGUAGUAUUUUUGUCUGUUGGAGCUGAUAUAAACUAAAACAAGCCGGACAACGCGCCGAGAGUUCCCCAACUCCGGGGUUGCCCCCCCCCCCUUUCCCUGCCAGCCGGGCAAGGAACAGUCGCGUUGAAAUGGAGACUCUGCACCCCCACUGCCUUAAAUGCAUCAACAGGAGAUGCAUGGCGAGACCGGAGGCGGGCCUGUCCUGUGAUCUGAUUGGCUGCCCGCUGGUGUGCGGCGCCGUCUUCCACGCCUGCAAGCUCCCGGAGCACCGCCUGCUGUGCCCGUACGAGCGCCUGCCGUGCCUCAACAGCGGCUUCGGGUGCCCCUUCAGCGUGGCCCGGAUCAAGAUGGCGCAGCACCUGGAGACGUGCCCCGCCAGCAUCGUGUGCUGCACCAUGGAGUGGAACCGCUGGCCCGUCAGCUACGCCGACCGCAAGUCCUACGAGAACCUGAGCAAAGACUUUGACGAGGUGGAGCAGCUGGACAUGGCGCUGGCUCUGCAGGACCAGAGGAUGCUCCUGGAGUCCCUCAAGGUCGCCACCACCGUGCCCAAGAACGGCGACAAGGAGGCAGACGACAAGAUGGCCACGACGCCGAGCGAGGCGGCCAACGGGGCGGUGGAGAUGGAGGAGGAGCCGUACAGCGACCUGUAUCGCGCCUCGGUGGAGACGAGUCGGAGCUUGGCGGCGGCCUUGGACAUUCUCACCAACUCUACGGACAUCGACGUCCUGGUCGGCAACUUAAGCGGAGGCGGCGCCGACGGGGAGAACGGAGGUUGUCACGCCGAUGAUGUCACCGCCGGGGGAAAGAAUGUGGACAUGCGAGGGAGUGACUCUGAUUCAGAUUGCGAGCUGGGGGCGGUGGGCGGGGCGGACUGCGCCGCGGGCUCAGACGCAGACGGAGAUGUCCCCACCUGGCCGGAGGAGGAGGACUUUGUGGAGAUCUUCUUUGACGAAAAGGAGGACGUCAUGGAGGACCCCGUGGAGGACUCCAACGCGGCGUGGCCGGAGGUGCCUCAGAAUUACGUCCCCGAGGCUGUGGCGCUGGAGCCCGACGCCCGAGCGCCGCCCCCGCCCAUGCCCUUCUUGCUGUCGGAGAACGUGAGGAAUAACUUUUUGCAGCAGCUUCCCACGGAGCUGAGGUAUCGCUGCCUGGAGCGCAAGCUGCAGAGCGUGGAGGUGCUCCGUGGAAUCAGCAUGUUCACGUUCAACGGCCGCCGGGCCCUGCUGUCGGACCCGUACUUGUUCAGAGCCAAAAUGGAGGACAAGGCGGUGGACACGUCCGACCUGGACGUGGCCGACGACCCCAUGGGGCUGCACGGCAUCGACCUCAUCACCGCCGCCUUGCUCUUCUGCCUGGGCGACUCCCCGGGGGGGCGCGGCAUCUCCGAUAGCAGGUUCGUGGACGGCUACCACAUCGAUUUCGGCACGCAGACCUUCUCCUUCCCGUCGGCCAUCCUGGCCACAAACACCAUGGUGGGCGACAUCGCGUCGGCGUCGGCGUGCGACCACGCCAGCCCGCAGCUGUCCAACCCCAGCCCCUUCCACACGCUGCGGCUGGACCUGGUGCUGGAGUGCGUGGCCCGCUACCAAACCAAGCAGCGCUCCAUGUUCACCUUCGUGUGCGGCCAGCUCUUUCGGCGCGACGAGUUCUCCUCUCAUUUCAAGAACGUCCACGGCGACAUCCACGCCGGCCUCAACGGCUGGAUGGAGCAGCGCUGCCCUCUGGCCUACUACGGCUGCACCUACUCCCAAAGACGCUUCUGCCCGUCCGUGCAGGGCUUCCGCAUCAUCCACGACAGGCACCUGGGCUCCUUUGGGGUCCAGCCGGGUCUGCCCCUGAAAAGCGGCGACAAGGUGCCGAGGAGCGCCCGGCGCUCGGGUGCCCGCGGCGACCAGUUCAGCAGCCUCCCGUUUGAGGUGCUGCAGCACGUGGCCGGCUUCCUGGACAGCUUCAGCCUCUGUCAGCUCUCCAGGGUGUCCCGCACCAUGAGGGACGUCUGCGCCAGCCUGCUGCAGAUGCGGGGCAUGGUGGUCCUGCUGUGGGAGAAGAAACGGCGGGAAGACGGGUCGCCAUCGUGGCAGAUCACGGACAAGGUGUGGCGCUUCAGCACGGCGUUCGGCACGGUCAACGAGUGGAAGUUCGCCAACAUCACCAGCAUGGCCGACCACCUGAAGACGUGCAAGUUCAACACGGUGGCGCGGCGCGAGGAGGCCAUCCCGCUGCCCUGCAUGUGCUUCACCCGCGAGCUCACCAAGGAGGGCAGGUGUUUACGCUCGGUCCUCAAGCCCGUGGCCUGAGUGACCCCCCCCCCCCCCCACCUCACCCUACGAUAAGAAUGAGUAAUAACGAUAAUGUGUUUACAGAAGUACCACCUGAUAUUCUCCUAAGCGAUGCUGCAACCUGACGGCUUGAACCAAACCACUGUUGUGUACAUAAUCACUGAGUAGUAUUUUUUAUACACCAUAACGUCAGUACUGUGGUACAUCGGUGGGGGUGGGCGGGCCGACUCCGAAGACUCUGUCCGAACGACACAGGAAAUGACCGUGUCCCGUUCCGACGGUGUUGCGUGAAAAAAAGUCCCCAACGAGCGGUCGCUAGAAACGGGUUCCACGCUCAUCAUUUUUUCAGGCUGGUGGAUUAGGAAGUAGAGCGUCAAAGUAAAAACGACACGGGCAAUCGAGAUGACCAUUUCAUUCGGUUAUUAUGAUUAUUAUGAUUAUUAUGAUUAUUAUUAUUAUUAUCGGCGGAUUUUUGCCUUUUGCCGUCAGAUAGUAUAUGAGAGUUUUUGCCCUGUUUUUUGACUUUUCGAUGCUCUGCUUACAAUCGGGUUACAAUCCGCCGGCGUCUUCAUUGCAGGGGUGUCCAAAGGUGGGGGGGGGUCACAUAGUGAACAAUAAAAGGACGCCACCUUUGAUAACGGCCAUAUCUGUUUUUGUCAUAUGGCUGAAAACCUCACUUCCUCCAUUUUGGCUGUUGUUUUUUUUUGUUGUUUUUUUUUAAAGAGUCAACAUUUUCCCAUACCUACUGUCAUUUUCUUGAAUUUUGGAAAAUAUAAUAUUUUUUUUUCUAAUAUUUCAGCUGUAGUUUACUCAACUUUUUUCACUUUUUGCAUAUUUUGACUUUUUUUUCCUUUCUUUUUUUUAAUUCUUUAUUCUUUAUUUGUACAAUUGCAGCUGUUUGUUUUUUAUUCCUGCUGUUUUCUUUAUUCUCACAUUUUCAACUUCACUCCAGUAGUAUCACUUUUUCAUUUUUGUUUCUUAUAUUAGGACUUUAAAAAAAUGUUUUUAAAAUUAUAUAUUAUAAUAGAAUUAGUUGUAUAUAUUUUUCCAAAAAUUACAACAUUAGUUUUUUUUAUAAUGCGGCUUUAAAAACGCUUUAAUAUUUCAAAUUUAUGCAACUAAAAUGACGUUAUUCUGACUUUCUCAUGAGUUUGUCUCAUCAUAUUUUUACUUAAUUUCCUUUUUUUUUUUUUUUUUUUUUUUUUUUUACAAAAAAGUGUAGUAUUCUUGUUGAGUUCUCUUCGUAGGCCAAGAAAAAAAAGACUGACACAAACGGCCCAAGAACUGCACUUUGGACACCCCUUUGCUUUUCAAUUUCUUGUACAGGAGUGGACACCGUUUCAUAUGCGCCACCCGCAGGGGGUUUAUUGCAAAUGUUUCUACUGAAAGCGCCGUGCCCAUCUUGCCGUGUUAAAAAAAAAACAAAAAACAAUAAUAACUGAAAUGAAAUGUAGCAGGUGAGCGGUGAAGUAUCGAAAGCUAAAGAAGAAGCGAGCGUCAGAAAACAACCUGCGGGCCAGGUCGUCUGGCAGCCGUCGAAGACCCUCGCCAGCCAUACUUGACUUGACUACGGGUAGCGCAGGCGCGGCGGUCCGAGCGGGAUGGGGGCGCUCCAGCAGCCCGAUGGAAAAGUCGGAAGAGUUUUGUGGAAAGUAGCGCCUUGCCGUGUUUUUCUACCAACGUGCUGCGUUGUGGUUUUGUGAUUUCCGCUGAUGUGAGCAACGUGUUCAAAAAAAAAAAAAGUGUUUUUUUGUUUUUAUAUGUCAAUUAUUAUUAUUAUUAUUUUUUUUUUUUACAGUUAGUGGUACUCGGAAAGCCGCCCGCUUGUGGCGUCUUUCCAAGUGACGCAUUUGCACAUGAAGCAUGUACUGUAAAAUGUGGUGACGAUUCCGCAUGUGUUUGCUGACUUUAGUUCCUGGUAGGGUCGGGUUCUCAGGCACGGUGCGUUCAAUGAGCACAUCUUCACGUGAACGACCGGGAAAACAGAGGCUGGAUUUUAUUUGCUUUGUUUCUCCAGCAAGUUCGUGCAAUCCUUCUUCAUCACCUCGGUCGUGUUCAGCCUUCCUAGACGUUUUUAUGAUUGUUUUCACUCCAGCUGUGAAGUGUGCUUUCACCACCGUAUGCCAGCUUCAUUUCUUUCGACUUUUGAAGCGUUUUCUGAAGAAGAAUAAAGAGGCUCCUCUUCUUUCUUU
Doryrhamphus excisus (bluestripe pipefish) is the source of this 4599-nucleotide messenger RNA. RefSeq names its product F-box protein 30a (gene fbxo30a). The record is from RefSeq and is a predicted model, not a curated record. Gene Ontology annotation, molecular function: protein binding; zinc ion binding; ubiquitin protein ligase activity. Lineage: Eukaryota; Metazoa; Chordata; Actinopteri; Syngnathiformes; Syngnathidae.